This is a messenger RNA of Kuraishia capsulata CBS 1993, 1623 nucleotides long. RefSeq lists its product as uncharacterized. Lineage: Eukaryota; Fungi; Ascomycota; Pichiomycetes; Pichiales; Pichiaceae. Gene Ontology annotation, cellular component: lipid droplet. The transcript has a single exon. The coding region runs from base 1 to 1623 and encodes 540 amino acids. The record is from RefSeq and is a predicted model, not a curated record.
AUGUCUACCGAAACUGACUCACGUGCUCCAAUUUGCGCGAUGUUCAUAUCCAAGUUCGAUGUUCACACGGGCUUCGCCUUGGAGUGGAGCCAGGUGCUGACAGGCUCGUCAGUCUCUCUCAAGAACCUCGAAUACAAAUCGCUACCUAGCGGCUUACACAAUGUUGAGAAAGAUGUGAUUGCAUUUGUGCAACCGCGGAACUCGGAAGAUGCCCUGGGACAGGACAGCAUAUUGUACGGACUAUCGGUGUUCAGACAGAAUCUGGGGGUGGAGGCAGCAUCCAGAGAGGACAUAAAAAUGUACUCUUUGGGUGUUUUGAUUGAUCCCAAGCACCUGAUGCAAGGUGUUAUACCUAAAUGGAGACCCACCAUAUACAGCAGCACGUGGCUGUACGCUCGAGAUCUGGAGAAGCUUUUGAAGCACUGGAUGUCUCUGGAGGAUUACAGCAAUUUCGCCAUGUUUGACAAAUUCUUUGAGGAGCACAAGCUCAAGAACAAUCUGAAUAAUGCCUUUAGACACAUAGUGAAGUCGGUGAACCAGGCAAGGAAAGUGGGGAUAGACGAGCCGAUAUUGAACCAGAAGGCAUCUGAUGGAUCGCUGGCAUCCACGGACUCGUCCAUUUCAAAGUCUUCCAACCACAUGCUACUGUUUCUGUCUAGCUUGGUGGAUAAUUUGGGUCCGUUGAUUUUUCAGGUAUGGAAACUGGCGCUGCUGAGGAAGAAAAUCUUGAUCAGUAAUACCCAUAUGGCCAUCGAGGACACUUGUGCCUACAACUACUGCAUCUCCAUUCUCUCGAGCAUACCAGUGGAUAUAUCAAUGGAGAUCAAGAAAUGUGGGUCUCAGUCUUUUGAGCGACUGGAGUUCCUUCAGCCGUUGUACAGUGUUGGAAUUAACGAUAUGACGACUCUGGAGGGCUUUACCGGGGGAUAUGUAGCCAACACCUCUGAUUCUAUCUUAUUUGACAAGAAGAAGUUAUAUGACGUUUCUGUGGAACUGAGGGACCCCAGUAAUGAGGAGAGUAUACCAAAAAUUGGGGAUAACAUCAAGGCCACCCAGAGAGACUACAAGAAGUUUUUGGUGCUUUCUGAGCUAAUAUCUGGAGAUAAACAUGAUUCCAGUUCACCUGAUUGGGUCCAUAAAGUCACAGAACAGACAUCGUUGAGGGAAUUUGCAUGGCUUGGAUUUUCGUGGUGGGCUACUGCCGGGGAGAACUCCAAGAGAGACGAUGAACUUAGUCUGGAGCGCGAACUGGUGUCCAAGAACUUCAAUGAUUACUCUGGUCAACCUGGCGAUUACCCGGAAGAUAUUGACCGUGUUUUGGGAACGGUGGGAUAUUUCCAAGAUCUGACGAUCAAAAUUUUCAGCAUGCUGAUUGACCUGAUCAAUAAUCAUAACGAAGACUUCAAGAGCCCGGAUUACGACGACGAAGACGAUGAUCAGACUCGCCUGGUUGAAAACAACGAUGAUGACAAGAUCAUCUGGAUAAGUCCAAAUGACAUAGCGGAGAUGGGGCUUGAUCCAUACAGCUCAUUUGAUGCGCAAUUUGUGGUCGAGUUAGUGGAGGUCUGGUUCAACAGACGUGCUAGGAUAGGCUCUUAUUUGGGCAAUUUUUGUUGUUUUUGA